AUGGUCCAUCUCUUGUUUCUCGCACUGCUCCAGGUCGCACUGGCCAGCGGUCUCAGCGCCCCUUCUCCUGCUGUUGAUGAUUACGACGUGCUGCAAUACGUCAAUCCACUAAUUGGAAGCACGAAUGGAGGCAAUGUCUUUGCUGGAGCGACAAUUCCUUAUGGCAUGGCCAAAGCCGUAGCCGAUACGGACUCCCCAAGCAACCAGGGAGGGUUUACCUUCGACGACAGUAAAAUCACUGGCUUUUCUAGUCUACACGACUCUGGCACUGGAGGUCAGCCCUCUCUAGGGAACUUUCCGCUGUUUCCCCACGUAUCAUGCAUAGAUGACCAAGUCAAUGGCUGCGCGUACCCUAAGAGAACGCGGAGAAUAGCCUAUGACCACGAUUCCGUCGUGGCCAGGCCUGGGUAUUUCGGCUUGACUUUGAGCUCUGGCAUCCAGGUGGACAUGACUGCGUCCCAUCAUACAUCUCUUUUCCGCUUCCAGAUUACGUCUAACCAGACUUCAAGUCCUCUCAUUCUGCUGGAUCUGAGCGACUUGUCUGAUUCACGACAAGAUAAUGGAACAAUUUAUGUUAAUGAGACUACCGGCCGACUGACUGGCCAUGCACGAUUCCUGCCUAGCUUCGGCAGUGGCUCGUAUGUGCCCUACUUCUGUGCAGACUUUGAUAGCGAUGCAGGAAUCCGCGAUAAUGGUAUCUUCGUCAACUCUCGAGCAAGUACCGAUGUGAAAAACCUUACAGUAUCUAGGAGUAUCAACGGUUAUCCUCUUCCUGCGGGAGGCUUUGUUCGGUUCAACCAUCGCCUCAACCACACAAUCAAAGCCCGCAUCGGGCUGAGCUUUAUCAGUAUCGAUCAAGCCUGCAGCAGCGCUGAAGAUGAAAUUCCCAAUUUUGACUUCGAUGCCACGCGAUCUGCUGCAGUAGACCUGUGGACGGAGAAGCUAGCUCCUAUCCGUGUAUCCAGGACUGGCCUCGACUCUUCAGUGCUUACCAAUUUCUACAGUGGCAUUUAUCGGACCAUGGUCAACCCUCAGGAUUACACAGGAGAAAAUCCGCUCUGGGAGAGCAGUGAGCCGUAUUUUGACUCUUUUUACUGUCUCUGGGAUUCUUUUCGAUCACAGCUUCCUUUCCUCACAAUCGUUGAUCCUUCCACUGUCACUAAAAUGAUUCGUUCGUUGAUCGACACACAACGGCAUCUAGGGUGGCUCCCUGAUUGCCGCAUGUCUUUAUGCAAAGGUUACACUCAAGGGGGCUCUAAUGCGGACGUAGUGCUUGCUGAUGCAUAUGUGAAAGGCCUCUCCAAAGGUAUCAACUGGGAAGAUGGAUACGCAGCUGUUCAAAAAGAUGCCGAAGUGGAACCCUACGAUUGGAGCAAUGAAGGCCGCGGAGGGUUAGCAAGUUGGAAAUCGCUGAAUUAUAUCCCAGUCGAAGAUUUCGACUACGCGGGCUUCGGAACAAUGACACGGAGUGUUUCCCGUACUCUGGAGUACUCCUACAAUGACUUUACUAUUGCACAGAUGGCUCGUGGUCUCAACAAAACGGGGGAUGCUGAAAGAUACGAAGAAACGAGCAGAUAUUGGCAGCAUUUAUUUAGAGCUGAUCAGACUUCCUUCAUAUCCGGUGCAGAGACCGGCUUCAAGGGCUUCUUCCAGCCAAAGCAUCUGAACGGCACAUGGGGAUAUCAGGACCCAAUAACAUGCUCCAACAUUGACAGAAGCGGCCGAGCCUGUUCCUUGCAGAACAACGGUGCAGAAACAUUUGAGUCCAGUCUGUGGGAAUACCAAUUCUUCACCCCGCAUGACAUGUCUGCGCUGGUUGCUCUCCUCGGCGGCCCAGAUGAAUUCAACCGUCGCCUUGAUUACCUGCAUGAUCAAAACAUAACAUACAUUGGCAACGAACCCUCUUUUCUAACUGUCUUUCAAUACCACUAUGCCGGUCGGCCCGGAAAAUCCACUGCCCGCGCCCACUUCUACAUUCCACGCUUCUUUAGUCCUACUGCCGCAGGGCUCCCCGGUAAUGACGAUUCUGGUGCCAUGGGAUCAUUCGUUGCAAUGUCUAUGAUGGGACUUUUCCCAAACCCAGGCCAAAACGUCUAUCUGAUAACCGCUCCAUUCUUCAAAUCAGUUGAUAUCACGAGUCCUCUCACGAAUAAGACAGCGAAAGUGAGAACCAUCAAUUUUGACUCUGCGUACCAGAAUAUCUACAUCCAGUUUGCAACACUAAAUGGAAAACCUUACUCCCGAAACUGGAUCACCCAUGAUUUCUUUACUGAAGGGGGUGAGCUUAUCCUUGUGCUAGGAAGUAGUGAGAGUACGUGGGGAACGGGGCCCGAUGAUCUUCCGCCGUCUUUGCCGGCAGUUGUUCCUGAGGCAUUGAUUGAUGAGGUCCAGACUUCGGAUGUGUUGUGA
Molecule: messenger RNA, 2409 nt
Organism: Aspergillus nidulans FGSC A4
Lineage: Eukaryota; Fungi; Ascomycota; Eurotiomycetes; Eurotiales; Aspergillaceae
Product: glycoside hydrolase family 92 protein
Exons: 7
Coding region: 1-2409 (802 amino acids)
Biological process (GO): carbohydrate metabolic process
Molecular function (GO): carbohydrate binding
Source: RefSeq, a predicted model, not a curated record